UUCAAUCCCUAAUACAACUCUCAGAAAACAGAAAAUUUUAAUUUCUUCCAUUUCAAUUCGGAUUUGAAAUUAGGUGAAACCCGUUGCCGGAUCAUAUUUCAAUCCUAUCUUCUUCAAACAAAAAUCAGACGAUAUAUUUUUAAAAAAAAAAAAAAAAUUCCGGUGAGGUUGUGAUUAUAUAAGUUUGAAAUUGGAAUAUAGAGCGGUUAUAUUGGGAAAGCUUCCAAUGCUCUGCUGAUUGAUGACGAGCUCUAUCCUCCUUCCCCAAAAUGCCGUUUUACCUUGCUCGUGAGGCUCCCAAGAAGCUAUGGAGGAAAAUAUGCAAUGAGUCGUCGGCUGAAGCUUCGCUUCUUGCCGGGAAUUGGAAGUUUGUUCUUGCUGGUCUCAUUUGUCAGUAUCUUCAUGGACUAGCUGCGCACGGAAUACACUAUCUACAUCGGCCAGGACCCGUACUUCAGGAUGCUGGCUUCUUUUUACUCCCGGAACUUGGACGAGACAAAAAUUAUCUGAGUGAGACUCUGUUUGCUGUUGUAUUUUUCUCUUUUAUAUUGUGGACAUUUCACCCGUUUGUUUUUCAGAGCAAAAAAAUCUAUACAGUUCUGAUAUGGUGCAGGGUAUUUGCUUAUUUAGCUUUGUCUCAGUUUUUACGGGUCAUCACCUUCUACUCCACUCAGCUUCCUGGUCCAAACUACCAUUGCCGCGAGGGCUCAGAACUUGCCAGGCUGCCCCCUCCGAAGAGUGCAUUUGAAGUUCUCUACUUUCCCCGAGCUGUUAUGUAUGGCUGCGGUGAUUUGAUUUUUUCAUCGCAUAUGAUUUUCACUUUGGUAUUUGUGCGCACAUUUCAGAAAUAUGGAACAAGGAGGUGCAUCAAACAGUUUGCUUGGUUGAUUGCUUUGAUUCUGAGUCUCUUGAUUAUAGCAUCUCGCAAACAUUACACUGUUGAUGUUGUUGUUGCCUGGUACACUGUAAAUUUGGUCGUGUUCUUUCUCGACCAAAAAUUGCCAGAAUUGCCUGAUCGGUCCUUGAGUUCGACAUCCCCGCCGCUGCUACCGACCAGUACCAAGGAUAGGGAUAGCAAACACAAAGAAGAGCUUGAAAAAUUCCGAAAUGGAAAUUCUUCUGACAUCACUACAGGAGUCUGAAAAAUCAGUAAAUAUUCUCAAUCCCAUGCAGUUGUAUUGUCUUGUCUUGUUGAUGCUUUCAUCUGAUUGUAGGACAGAGAAACCUAAUAUCUUCGGGAUAUUAAAAUACUUAGCAGUAUAUGGUAAAUGCAUGAAUAGCACAAGCUGAAGAUGGCUUUGCUUCUGUUAGUCGUAGGUUUGUACUGAAGUUGUUUCAAUAGAUGCAGUCUCUUUGUCGAGUGAGGCUGAUAAACCUGAUAAAGAUAAUUGCUGGUAAUGGAAUGGAGUUGUUUUAACACCCCUUCACCCCUUAGGAGUUCCAGUAUUUCAUUUUUGAAUGUAAUAGUCACCCAUCUCUUAUUGGUGAAGUUCACUUUUUUACAUUUA
Messenger RNA from Argentina anserina (silverweed cinquefoil), 1508 nucleotides. RefSeq names its product phosphatidylinositol:ceramide inositolphosphotransferase 3. The transcript is spliced from 11 exons. Bases 270 to 1142 code for a protein of 290 amino acids. The record is from RefSeq and is a predicted model, not a curated record. Gene Ontology annotation, biological process: ceramide biosynthetic process. Lineage: Eukaryota; Viridiplantae; Streptophyta; Magnoliopsida; Rosales; Rosaceae. Gene Ontology annotation, molecular function: sphingomyelin synthase activity; ceramide cholinephosphotransferase activity; inositol phosphoceramide synthase activity. Gene Ontology annotation, cellular component: trans-Golgi network; Golgi membrane; endoplasmic reticulum membrane.